AUGGCCGACAAGGAGGAGGUAUUGGAUGGUUCGGAACCAUAUGAGCCCUCCGCGCUGUACCGACCCUACCUCGUGCCUCAAAACAAAGACUACGAGGACAUCCGUAGGAUAUACUCCGAAGGCCUGAAUGCGUCUGUCGCAUUCCUGACCUUGCCUCGCUCAAACAAGGAGACUGAUGACCUCGACGCCUUUCUCAGUUCGUGCUUAUGCUCAUUCUCGCCGGCCAAGAAUGCGACAGAGGCGAGACUGUUGCUGUGGCUGCACGCAUUCGAGGCUGCUCGUCGGCUCAUCCUCCGGGACUUAACCGAAGCGUUCAUCCGCCAUCUUGGCGGUGUACUCAACCAUGCAGUUGAAUCAAGGACUGUUGGGGGUACUACUGCGAUGGGUGGCCUUAGCAAGCACCGUAACAAGCAUGCCGGAAAGCCUCUUUGGCCGACGGACCCCAGCCAACUCAUCCCUUACGGCCUUCAGCAGGAUAAAGCGGCGUACCACCCAGGGAUUCUCCACCAGCAUGCGGUUAUGCUCACCUCUAUUGAGGACCCUCUGAGCUCGGCCUUCGAUGGGUUCGGCUGGGCGUCCAGGGCGCGGCACUGCUGCGCGCCAGAGUGUGGCGAAACGUUCGCCACCGCCGGCCGCGCCUUCGCCCGCUGUUCAGGCUGCAGCGUCCUGCGCUACUGCUCGCGUCCGUGCCAGUCACGCGCAUGGAAGCAUGCGACGGUCCCGCACAAGGAUGUCUGCAUGAAGCUGCGCGUGCUGAGGGAGCGGACGCACCUCCCGCAGGAUCGAGAGUUGAAGCGCGAGCGCGAUCGCCAGGCGUUCGUUGAGGCGUGCAGCGCGGAUGGGGAGCUCGCGAUGUUUGCGCAGGACUGGGGGAUGCAUUGGCACGAGUUGACCCACACGCGGCGGAACCACGGUGGAGGCUUCAAAUUGGAUGAGUACCGGGUGUGGGAGAUAUCGCCAGCUACCGGGCUCGGUGUCCAGAUUGCUGGUUCGAGUUGA
This is a messenger RNA of Fomitopsis serialis, 999 nucleotides long. RefSeq lists its product as uncharacterized. The coding region runs from base 1 to 999 and encodes 332 amino acids. The record is from RefSeq and is a predicted model, not a curated record. The transcript has 3 exons. NCBI's taxonomy places the organism in Eukaryota, Fungi, Basidiomycota, Agaricomycetes, Polyporales, Fomitopsidaceae.